AGACAUUGUUCUCUAGAUCACUGUGAAGUAAGUCCCCUUUUCUUGUCAAGAGGAUGUCUAGUGCAAAGGUAUGGUGUUGGUACCUGUUCUGACUAUAGGGAAUCAGAACAAUUUAAAAAGUCAAGCAAGUAUUUUUGACUCUGCACAUGAACUGGAUAUCAUUAAAUGUCAAGGAAGACCCUAGGCUGCCUCCAUCCCACUUUAACUGGAAUAGGUGGCCCAGAAACUAGCUUACUGCCUGCUUUGCGGAUCCUAUGAUCUUGGAAUGAAGAUAACAUGGAUAAAGUAGAAAUUGUUUGCAGCCUUUCCGCUUCCUAAUAAUAUAAGCUAUUAGAAGUCUGCUCUCAGCAAGCUGCAGUGAGAGAGAAGCUCCACCCUCAGGCUUCCUGCCCCAAAGCCCUUCACAAGCAGCUGCCAAUUCCCAUAUGCAAAAAAAGAAGAACCCUGUUUUUCCCAGGGAAUGAGCAAUAAACAUGGCCCAGAGAGCACUGAUGAAACUUGAUGUGCUGGAGAAGUUUGAGAAGAAAAUACUAAAAAAAUAUGCAAUGAUUGAUAGCCAAACUCUUGAGAGGGUACAGUUCAGUCCAUUUGUUAAAAAACCACUGACAUUUGAAUUUAGACUGGAUCAUGAUGUGCAUAGGGUUAGAAGAGCAAGUACGCCUGCAGUUCCAUAUACUCAGCGGGCUACAGAGAAUCAUCGGAGCUCAGUUCAAUCAACAGAAAGUACUUGUAGGCCUAAAUCUGCAUCAGCACGACAACUAACUCAACAGAAUCGCUUUAACAAACCUGCUGUGAGGCCAUUUAGUGCUCCAGCCAACAUGAAAUGUAUACCAAGUGAUCAGAAAGGGAACCUGCAGGUUGUGGGCAGUGGCUUCAUGAUCUUGAAACAAAAGCAAAAGCUAAAACCUACUCAUUUCUCCACAGAAUUGCUGUCAAAGGAUGCAAGCAGUAUUCUGCGCCACACAGAUAUGCUUUACGAUGAUGUACCUGCCGGGGCCAGUGCUCAUGAUGGAAAGACAACUGUCACCGUGGGAAAAGGUGACAAAAGAAACCAAUUCAGAAAUGAAGUUGCUUGGUAUCCGGAAAGAGAUGGGACACUCAGAUUCCGUAGACAUGAUCAUUUGUUGCCAGAUGACCGGACUAUAAGGAAAUAUACGCUUCUUGAAGAUGGUUUAACUAAUCAGGGAGAAAAGAUUAUGAAGAGUAAUAUCUACUCCAAGGGCACUGUUCUGAAAGAGAAGAAAGCUUUAAUACCCUUGUGCAUUGAAGAUGAAAUAGAAAAACCAAAUGCCAAAAUAAUCAAAGUUCACCGCCCAAGUGCACAACAGCGCAGUCCAAUGAAAGCAAGUGAAACAUAUCCCAUCUUCUGUAACAAUGACGGGUAUAUGCAGAAGUAUGUUUUGAACAGAUGGCUUGCCUUAUAUGGAGACAAAGCAUUUUAUGAUGCAAGUAAGAAAAGUGAGGUUCAUAUGCAUCUAAACCCAGUUCUACAAAAUAACUAUAAUGAAUCCAUUGCAAUACUUGGAAAGAAAAACUAUGAUCCUUCUCAUAUACCUAUAAAGAGGAAUAAAAAGUCCACAUUUUCCAGGAAAAAAGAAAUAAUCAGCAUUAUUAUGGAGAGAGAACGUUAUAUCCGCACAUGUUCUCGGAAAGAGAGACCACUUAUGAGGAAAAUGGGUAAAAGCUUGCCUAAUGCUAUGAGAAGACACACUGUACUAGAAAGGAAAAUUUCACAGACCAUACCAAAGUGUAGAAAAGAUGCCUUUAUGGUAUUUGGAGCUAAUCCUGAUGGUGAAAUAUGCCAUGACACAUCACCUAGCAACGUGAUUUUAGAAAUAAAACCCCAGGUCAGAGGCUAUUUUGACAAGUCAAUUGAAAAAAGUCGUAGGAAAGAGCUACUGAUUUAUGUGGACUAUAUACCAAUCUCAAAGCCAAUUCCAAUUAAUGCAUCUGGAAGUAAACUCGCUGGUCAGGACCUCUCUCAUUCUACCAGCAAUUCCACGGUUUUAGUACAUGAGUGCACUAAAACCAAACCAAAUGCAAAGGAGAAAUCUGCUGAGUAUCACAAUGCUCCUUCUGACAAUAAGCCCUCUCUAGAUGAAGGCAGGCUCGGUGGCCUAGAGUUCUCAGUCUCACGCUCCCACUCUGUAGGCCAAGAAGGCAGUGAGAGAUCAAUCAGGCCAACAUCAUCUUUGGCACUAAGGGAAUUUUCAUCAGAAUUAAAUAAUGACCUUAGGCCCUCUGAAUCAGGAGUAUCAGCUAUACCUUUGGAAGAGGAAAGUAUGCUGCUCAUCCAUUCUCCACUUGUAAGCAUACCAACAGCACAAGAUGAUUCAGCUGAAUCCAGUAGACGCCAGAGCAUACAGAAGACAACAAAUACUUGAGAAAAGUGGUAACAAAAACCCCUACUGGCAUCAGCUUGUGAAAUGUAGGGUGUAGUGUGAAGUGCUUUCAGCACUGUUAAUAAACCUGUAAAAGGACUGUUUUGACCAAA
This is a messenger RNA of Hemicordylus capensis (graceful crag lizard), 2494 nucleotides long. RefSeq lists its product as uncharacterized. The transcript is spliced from 11 exons. The record is from RefSeq and is a predicted model, not a curated record. NCBI's taxonomy places the organism in Eukaryota, Metazoa, Chordata, Lepidosauria, Squamata, Cordylidae. Bases 474 to 2384 code for a protein of 636 amino acids.